Molecule: messenger RNA, 2631 nt
Organism: Amaranthus tricolor (Joseph's coat)
Lineage: Eukaryota; Viridiplantae; Streptophyta; Magnoliopsida; Caryophyllales; Amaranthaceae
Product: formin-like protein 20
Exons: 1
Coding region: 330-2357 (675 amino acids)
Source: RefSeq, a predicted model, not a curated record
GUUUAAACUAGCUGGAUUUUUACAUAAUUAUAAUAAUAAUAAUAAUAAUAAUACAAUUAUCCACUGAAUAAACGCGUUUUAUUGCAAGAAAAUACGUUAUGUGAGCCCCACUCUUCAUGUUUUUUUUCCAUUACCCAGCAGCCGUUUCCCAUAUUAAUCAUUAAGCCAGCAAAAUCUAUAUAAACAACCAUUUUUUCAUAAAAGCUUUAAGAAAAAAGUUGAACCAACCUAAAAGGUAUUACUAUCUUUAAAGCUAAAGCAAACCCAGAAACCAGAAAGGAGGAACUCAAUUAAUCAAACACACAUUCAUUCAUUUUGUUUACCAUAAAAUGGAGCUUAAAGAGGAAGACCCACCUCCUUUUUGGCUGCCCAGCACGGCUGCAAAUCGCCAUCAUCGCAGACGACACCAAGCAGCUUCAAGCCUGUUUCUGAACACCGGAGUUCUUGUUGUGUUGUUGCUGUUUGCUGCAAUUGUGUUUUUAUCUAUUGUGAUUCCUUCUGUUCUGUCUUUGGCUAGACAAGUGUUUAAUCCAAGUUUAGUGAAGAGUAGUUGGAAUUCACUUAAUCUUGUACUUGUAAUCUUUGCUAUUGUUUGUGGGUUUUUAGGAAGGAAGGAUAAUGAUGAUCAAACACCAGGGAAUAGUCCUAUGAGAAGAGAUCAGGCUGUUAAAUCUACUGAUUUGACUCCUCGGCAAUGGUAUGAAUAUCAAGAUAAUAGUUUUGGUAAUGUAGAUAGUGUAAGGAGAUUGAGAAGGAAUAGCAGUUCAUACCCAGAUCUUCGAUUAGAGGGAUCGUCGAUGGUGAAUGAGAAUCGAUGGCGCUUUUAUGAUGAUACUCAUGUUUGUAAUUAUCAGUUUGUAAGAUCUGAAAGUCGGAUUAGUCGCAGCAGAUCUUUGGGUGUGGUUGAUGAAGAUGAAAUUGAUGUUAAAUGUAUUGAGGUUGAUAAUACUUGUGCAAGUAGUGCUAAUGACAUUACGCCUUUAACAACUCCUGAGAAAAUUGCUGAUGUUAAGAACAUUGACAAGGAUACUGUCCAAAUUGAUCACAACAAGUCUGAACCUGCUCCAGUAUCACCACCAGCCUACUUAAACCAACCGUUGUCACCACCGCUAUCGCCAUCGUAUUUCUGUUCAUCACCAUCACCACCACCACCACCACCACCACCGCCUCCGCCUCCGCGCAAGAAUCGUGAUGCUAAGCGAAACGAUGACCCCACAAAGAGAGCUUCAACAUCACCGCCUGUAUACUCAAAACAACCAUUAUCACCGGUAUCACCGACGUAUUUCUGGCCAUCUCCAUCACCACCUCCACCGCCGCCACCACCUCCGCCGCCCUUGCAAAAGAAGCGGAACAACUCGACGAAUAGGGAAUCUAGAUCACAACAAGCUUCAUUUCCACAGCAACCAUUGUCACCAUCAUCACCCUUAUCACAAAUCAAUUACUUAUGGCCGCCACCAUCACCACCACCACCUCCUCCGCCUCCGCCUCCUCCGGCACCACUACGUACAUAUUCAUCGAUUUUAUCAAAAAAGAAGCAUGAAAAUAAGAAGAGUCCACCAAAAAGAGAAUCAAGAUCACAAGUUCAAAUCAAAAUGCCACCGCCGCCUCCACCUCCGCCACCACCACGAACACCACCUCGUUUACGAACAAAAGUAGGCCAAUCAUUGGAAGAUAAAAUAGAUAAAAAAGGAGGAGGAAUUGUGAUUAGAACCCUAGGCCGUCUACCACGAAGGAAAAGAAAACAAACAAGAAGAAGUUAUGAAAAUUUGUCGGAGUUCAUUGAACCUCCGAAAGUAUCAAUUCACCGUUCAAAAUCAACACCUGAAUUUCCACCUUCAUCACCUCCGAAACCGAUACCGGCGCCGCCAUUAUCUCCACCACCACAUUCCAUAUUCCAAAACUUAUUUUCUAAAAAAGGAAAGAGUAAAAAGAAAGUCCAUACCCUUUCACAAUCAGCUCCUCCAGCUCCACCACCACCACCAGCCAGCCGCGUGAAUCAAAACAGAGGUAAUGGCAGUGAAUCGCCACUGAUCCCAAUACCGCCACCACCACCUCCGCCGUCAUUCAAAAUGCCACCAUGGAGGUAUGUGAUGCAAGGUGAUUAUGUGAGAUUAGAAAGCAACAAUAACAGUCCACGCAGUGGUUAUUCACGAUCAGAAGAUGAAGACAGUUCACCGAACAAUCAAAAACCUAGCACAAAAUCAAGCUUGUUUUGUCCAAGUCCAGAUGUGAAUACUAAAGCGGAUGAUUUCAUUGCCAGAUUCCGAGCCAAAUUAAUACUUGAGAAGUUGAAUUCAAUCAAACAAAAUCAAGGGACUGGUCCUUCACCAUUGGGUCCAGAUUCAACCCGAUCCUGAUCACAGAUCAAUAUUCAAGCCAUUCUAUAUUAAUUUUUAGAUACAAAAACAAGGAUUUUAGUGAUUUUAUCAUUUUCUUCAUUAAUUUAUACCUUUAUUUAUUCUUUAGUUUGAGUGUUUAUACAAAUAAAAAAAAGAACCUCACAUACAUGUAGGAAGAAUGUACACAGAGAUAUUGAAUGGUUACUUUUUGUUUUGUUCAUCUGUCAUAAAUCAUAUUCAUAGGCAUAUGAAAUAUAUGAUAUCUUUCAACUUGAGAGUUUUUAAAAGAAAA